Molecule: messenger RNA, 330 nt
Organism: Spirodela intermedia
Lineage: Eukaryota; Viridiplantae; Streptophyta; Magnoliopsida; Alismatales; Araceae
Source: the annotation of a GenBank genome assembly
AUGGCCUCCACCCGCCGCCUCCUCAUCGCCACCGCAGCCGCUGUGGCUGUGCUGCUUGUUUUUUAUGCCUCGCCGGCGGAGGCCAGCCAGCUGAACAUGUACGAAGGCCUCGGGUGCACCGGGCGAUGGACGGCAUGCUUUGAUCGCGCGUGCUGCAACGUCACCUACACCGGAAGCUACCGCUUCUACUACAACGACGGCUGGCCCGCCUACCUCUACAGGGGUAACCGUGGAUGCAGUGGAAACCCCGACGCCGUUCUCAGGAGCAGCGUGGAAUGCACAAACGGCUUCCCUUACCAGAGCAUCAGGCAAACUGACACUGCUCCUUAA